Messenger RNA from Trypanosoma rangeli, 390 nucleotides. RefSeq names its product putative nucleolar protein. NCBI's taxonomy places the organism in Eukaryota, Euglenozoa, Kinetoplastea, Trypanosomatida, Trypanosomatidae. Gene Ontology annotation, cellular component: nucleolus. The coding region runs from base 1 to 390 and encodes 129 amino acids. Gene Ontology annotation, molecular function: rRNA (cytosine-C5-)-methyltransferase activity. The transcript has a single exon. Gene Ontology annotation, biological process: rRNA base methylation; maturation of LSU-rRNA. The record is from RefSeq and is a predicted model, not a curated record.
AUGGGGCUGGGUCCGCACCUGGUCACGCCAGCAAGCAUACGGGCGGCAGCAGACUACCAGCGAAAGUUGUUUGACACGUGCGUCAAAAUGCUGCGGCGCACGAGAACGUCUGUGCUGGUGUACAGCACCUGCGCCGUGACGCUUGACGAAAACGAGGCUAACGUGCUGUGGGCUCUCAACACCCAUCCGUUUCUGCAGCGUCCACGGGUCAACUCUGGCAAUGAGCGGCGGCCGUGUUCACUUGGUUCAACAAACUUUGCCCAUGGUUGUCGAUUCUUGCUGCAGCAGGAGAUCAACACGGCGCAGCGCCGCAAUGAACUUCUUCAGGCGCCGACUUCCUUGGCAGAGCAUGGCGUCGCCAAGGAAGGAGGGCUCCACUGCUGGAAUUAG